Molecule: messenger RNA, 3650 nt
Organism: Drosophila bipectinata
Lineage: Eukaryota; Metazoa; Arthropoda; Insecta; Diptera; Drosophilidae
Product: myosin-2 heavy chain
Source: RefSeq, a predicted model, not a curated record
UUCGUUAAUUAUUAUUUUUUUAUUUGCAUUGAAAAAAUAAAAAACCGAAUAGUUAGAGAUGCAGUAUCCCCUGCUCCAUCGCAGCACCCAGAUAACGAUGUUGCGGAGGCAAAUCAAGCGGAAGAGCAAGGAGGUGAGACGGCAGAAGCGCCGGGCCAGACGGCGCCUGGAGCUGAUGCGCCGCAUCCGGGAGCAGCUCCUGCGUCGCGUCCAGAGCUCGAUCGAGUCUCGAGAGAUGGAAGCGGAGGAGGAGCGCCGGGAGCGGGCGCGCCAAUCGCUAGGCGCCUUGCUAAGGAUGUACAGGCGGUGGCUACAAAGCUGGUCGAGGACCUUGAGGCAGCAGCGCCGCCAGAUUAGCCAGCAGGAGCAACUGGAGCUGCAGCUGCAACAGCGACUCUACAUGCUGCGGAAGCAGCUCAAGAAACGGAGAAGGCCUCAGCACAUGGUUGAUCAGUGCAUCAAACGACUGGCCAGGGCGGUGAGAAAAUGGCAGAAGAGUUCCGAAAUGCAUCCCCUUCUGAAGGGUCAAGACAACAUCUGGGAGAUGGAGGCGGUGGAGGUCCGAGAGUAUCUGACCCAUCUGCACGGGAAGCCACUGAAAUUGGGAAAAGCGAAGCUUCGGAGAUCCGUCGGGGAUAUCGAGGAUUUUGAAAUACCAGACUUCAAGGUAACCUACAAUGCUAGGAGGAAGACGCGACGGCGUCGCAAGUUUCCAGCUGAUGAAAAGAUUCAAGACUUUUCAAAGUUCUGGGAUGCCGAAGUCCUUCAAAAGAAACCCAAGUCAUACCCAAGCCACGGGACUCUAUCGCAUAAAAGCGAUACAGAUUGCUCAUUUAAUCCCGAUCAUUUAAGACAUAAAAAGAGCUUAGCACAUAGAAAGCUUUACUCUCUUCCGCCAAUGGUUACAUUUAAAUCGUCUCUAAAUGUUUUCCAAAGCAAACAAAGUUUACGAAAAUCCUAUCCAAGAUUCAAAGAAAAAAAAAGUCACCCCUCAAAGAAGCCAUCGCUAGACGCGCUGCAGCGACUAUUAAACCAACUGCAGUCGAUAAACGCCGAGAACCCGGCAAGAGGUUCUGGCAAAAGUCGGAGGGGUCGACAUCAUAAGAGAAAGAUCAACAGGGCAACUAGUGCCGACACCCUUGUCGGGGCGAAGGCCACAAUACUGCAGAAGAAGGUGAUCAGGCUGAGGAAAAGACGAAGGCCCCAAAAGAUAUCCAGUAUGGAGGCCAGGCUGGAGGAGUUUCGUGAAAGAUUCCAUGCGGACCAUAGAAAGCCAAAGCAUUCUAGUAGUGCUACCUCCGGUGUCGGCCAUGGUUGGAAGAAGAAAAGGAAAAUUAGCUAUGGUCCGCCACAUGAAACAAUUGUUCAAAGCGGCGAUUUCGACUCUGACAUAACAGAUUUGGAGAGGGAUUACCACCAUAAACAAAGAAAAACGAAAGGAUCUAUUGAAAGCGAGGAGAAACCCAGCUCUUCGCCAACCGUAUCCGAUACGGGAACUGAAUACAUGGCCAGAAGAUUGAGAAAAUUGAAACGACGACAAUAUGUCGAAACUAGUCCGUCUGUUUUGAGCCGAGAUACCCAACUAUCUGUCGCAUCGUUCAGUGAAUCGGUCAAGGAAAUCAUUUUGUCCGAUGAUCCCCGGGGCAGUCUUCGUAGAUCUUUUCGCGAUCGUAAGCCCCGGGGGUCCUUAAAGCGCCGACCUGUGAAGGGCCGUUUGUCCCUAUCCAUUGGUAGAAAAGGGCAAGCCAUCAUUGCCAAGCCAUCCACCAAUAUUCCCAUACACUUGCGUGGUUCAGAUGAUGAUGCUGGAAGCAGUGAAAGCUACAGGAUUGGUCAACAAAUUGGAAACAGAAUUGGCGAUGGAAUCCGGGGGCAGAUCGGCUACAAGCCGAGAGCGAGGGCACCCGUGGACCCUAGCAGGGUUCCGGUGAUUGAUAUGGUCACACAUAUGGCCAAAAGUCAAGCUAAACAGGUUACCAAAGUGACGUCCAAAGAGGCGCUUAGGGAGUCACUAAAAAAUUCUGAGUUUCCUCAAGAAUUUAUGGAUUUGGAUAAAUGGGAGAGAGACAACACCCGGGAAACCUUGGAUUCAAUUCCCCCACUGGAGCUGGAAUUAGCCGAGCAGAGCAGAUUCCGUGUGGAGGACAUGAGCACAGAUUAUAAGUUCCGGCGACUGCAGAAGUUCCUCAAGGAUAUAAUCGAGAAUAACACCAUCAUGGACUAUGUGGCGGACACCAAUGAACUCAUGAAAGUGGUGGGCAAGCACGAGAUGUGGAAAGACCUGCAAGAUCUUUACAACGAUUUGGCUGCCCGGGGUGUCAGCCAGGAGGACAGCAAAAAGAUUUUGGGCAACAAGUACAUGGAGUACCUAAAGAGCAUCCUCAAUGAAUUAAAUUUGGCAAAAAAGGCCCUGCCCCGCCUAAUACCGCCACGCGAUUCGGAAAACAAAGUGAUCGCCAUCCCGAAAAAGGACCAUUCGCAUCUGAAGGUCGACCAUCUCUUGACAAAGCGUACCCUAAAGAAAAGUAAAUCAGUGGCUCAACACGAGCCUCAGCCGGAUGAAAGCGAUAGCCAUUCCCAGGGAUUGGGGACACCUCACCGUCGACACCAGGUGAUGGAUGACUUGAUGUUCAAGAAAAUAAUUGAACAGGAACUAUUAGCCGCGCGUCUCGUCAGGGAGGAGCGUCGCCGAAGAUUGCUAGCCUAUCCUAGUUUCUCCCGCCGAUUCAGUUCCCAUUCGACAUACAGCAACAGAUCCAACUGGGAUGUGGCCCCCAGUGAGGAGGAAAAUAUCCGGGAGGCCGAGACGCGAUAUUCGGCCAAGAAUCUUCAGACCAUACUGAACGAUCAUACGCUUAUGUUUAAGAUCAAUGAGCAAAAUCAAGAGAUCGAUAAGGAUGAUAAACUGACUACCAGGCAUCCCAAGAAAAUACAGAGGCACAAAGGCUCUCCUGUGGAGAAGCCCUUGAAGAUCAAGCAGACUAGGAAGAAGCCUCAGACCACAUAUGCUGUUAGGGAUACCACGAAGAGACAGCGGCGUCAGCUUCGGCCCACUGAGGAGUUGUUCUACUCGCCCAGGAAGACUUGUCGUCAGCAGAAGAUUAGUGACUUCGGGGAGCCAACGGAAUGUUUAGGUUGCGUGUGUCUAAAAGAACCUUGCAAUUCCAAUUACUAUGAAAAGUGUCCACGUUGCGGUGUUCCAGUGGAGGUCCCGCAACCACCUUCCACGACUCUCUUGGCCUGGGAGAGCAGCCAGGAUAUCUUGUCUCAGGGAUCCAUCGAGGCGUGUGCCAAAAACGAGUGGCUGCUGAACACCACCGAGGACAUCUGCGUACGCUGCGGCUAUGUCCAUCCCAAGACCAAGUACUGCCCCCAGUUGCCGGUCUGUCCGCUGAGGACGAAGCCGCUGCAGCAGAUAAAGCGAGCCCUGGUGGACCAAGUGGAGAUGCCGGAGUGGCCAGCGUUCUCUUCACCCGCCGGGAUCCUCAAGAAGCCCACCCAUCGCUUUCGAGUCGUUGAUCCUUAGGCCGGGAGUAGUAGUUGCAUCAGGACAAGUGGCUUUCAAAGUUUCAGGAGCAUCCUGAACCGGAAAUGUACGGAUAUGAGCCACCAAAUCAGCCGGCUGGGGCGAAUGAAACAUUUGGUUUAAG